AUGGGAUUCAACAAAGACUAUCUUCCUUCGUCUCCUCGCACGGGUCACUGUAUCCAUGAGAUACUACAUUACUUCACCAAAAACAACAACACCCACGUCAGUCUCUGCAACAUAUUCAUAUGUCUAAUGUGCUGCAGCCUACGUACCCCCCGUACAGUCGGCGAUCUCUUCUGUUUUUUCCUAAAGCUUGGUGAGAAAAUGAAUAAUGGUAGUGGUUCCCCUAACGUCGCUGAGGCCAUCAAAAAGGAAGCCGAGAAAAUAACCUGGAGCACUGGUUCCUGCUCCAUGACCAAGGCUGCCCAUGACCUAGCUGGUAAAAAACACAACGGCACCACCAAUCACACCUCCGAUGCCACCCUCUACACCCUACAUGACAGUGAAUGUAACACGGACGUAACCUGUGGCAAGUACCUCGACCCACUUGCCUCGAACAUCUAUUCCAAUUUCAUUGCGGAUUAUGCAGACAUAUACCUAUCACGUAUUGUUUACCUCACGGAUGUUUUCAAAAAAGGUCUUCAAACGCUAUUGGAUGACUUCCGCAAACUUCAGUGUAGCGACUGUGGUUGUAAAAACAAGGGUAAAGAUUGCCACUAUCCCGAGAAACCGAAAAUGGAACAGCGCGAACUUUUGAAGCUAAAGUUUCCACCUGCGCAAAACAAACCCUGCUCAUGCCCCUCCAUCGUUCAAUGUCAUGGUACUUUGUCCUUACUGUACCAAUACGGUUUUGUUUUCUACAGCGCGAGAUCAUUGAAUGGUUACGACAAAACUGGCAAACCCAAUCCCCACUGGCUCCGCCAAUGUAAACACUUCUGCAUUGAACUUCAAAAGUUACUUUUUCAAAGUGAGUUAUUUAGAGAACUUCUCGAUGCCAUCAACCUCUUCCUCUUUUGCAUCCGCCAACCCUUCCUCCUGUACCUCCUAACGUUCUGGCUUGUAGCCAUUCUGUACUUCAGCUACGGUCUUACAAUACCUCUGGACCUCCUCCAUAUCCGUUCACAUUGGAGACGUGCUUUGUCACAUCAAAUAUCCGUGUUGGCGUUAUUAUCGAAGAAGGCAAUGUCACCAACAAAGGUUGGAUAUUUCACACCAUAA
Babesia sp. Xinjiang is the source of this 1092-nucleotide messenger RNA. RefSeq lists its product as uncharacterized. The record is from RefSeq and is a predicted model, not a curated record. The transcript has a single exon. Bases 1 to 1092 code for a protein of 363 amino acids. NCBI's taxonomy places the organism in Eukaryota, Apicomplexa, Aconoidasida, Piroplasmida, Babesiidae.